Clonostachys solani is the source of this 1395-nucleotide messenger RNA. NCBI's taxonomy places the organism in Eukaryota, Fungi, Ascomycota, Sordariomycetes, Hypocreales, Bionectriaceae. The record is from the annotation of a GenBank genome assembly.
AUGUCUGCAAACGUGCAAUCUACGAUUGAGGCUUUCAGAAGCAUUUUUGGUGACCGUGUUAUUACAUCAGCUGCCGCAUCCUAUGAAGCUUCAACCAACCAGCCAUGCUCUGCCGGAGCCUAUGUCAAAGUAGAGAGUGCCCAGGAGGUUGCCGACGUUCUUGCCAUCAUCAAACAGACAGGUACCAAGUUUGCGGUCCGAUCUACCGGCCACAACUUCAAUCCGGGGUUUAGUAGCUGCGAUGAGACCGGGAUUGUGAUUGAUCUUAGCUUACUUCAGAGCCGUGAGAUCAGCGCCGACCGGAGUAUCGCCCAUAUUGGGGCUGGAAACCGCUGGGGCGUGGUCUACGAAUGGCUCGAAGAGAACGGUCUCUCCGUGAUUGGUGGCCGUGACCCCUCCGUCGGCAUGGGCUUUCUUAUAGGCGGCGGCAUGGGCGCUGUACCCAACCGUCACGGUCUGGGCGCUGAUGGUAUCAAGAACCUCCAGGUUGUUUUGUCUGAUGGAAGAAUUGUCAACGCCAACCAUGAAGAGAAUGCCGAACUCCUCCAAGCACUGAAGGGGGGUGGCACUAAUUUCGGUAUCGUCACCCAAAUCGAUCUCUUCACCCACCCCUUGAUUAAGCUGCAAUAUAAUAUCACUCUUUACAACCCCGAUAACUACGUUGAGAUCAAUAAAGCUACCGUCAAGAUCCAGCAGGAAAUGGAGAAGGACCCCAAGAUUGGGAUGUUCACAAACUACAAUUCCGCAUUUGUCGCCGUUGGACUUAUCUAUGCGGACACUUCCGAGAAGAAGUCAGAAGCCUUCAAAGCAUUUGAUUUGAUCUCUACGAGUGCUGCCAAGAUUGGGAUGGCAUGCGAUACGCCCAAUGGCACCUUGUUUUCACUUGCUAAGGUUAUGUCACACCCCGGUAUUGAUCUAAAGCGCUAUGUCGGCACCUUGACCACAAAGUUUUCGGAGGAGCUUUACGCAGUAGCCUACAAUGCCUGGAGAGAGGCUCUUAAGACGCUUCCUGAGGGUGUGAUGUUGCAUUAUACAAUCCAACCACUUGGACCAGACUGUGUUACAGCCGGCGAAGCGAAAGGUGGGAACAUUAUGGGCCUGGAGAAGGUUUCACAAGUUUGGUGGGUGUUUACCGUUGAGUGGCCACAAGAGGGCAGCGACGAGGCCGCCCAAAAGGCCGUCGACUCGUGCAUUGAUGCUCUCACAGCAUCCGCCAAGUCUCAGGGCUUGCUACUGAACUAUCUCUGCGCGAGCUUCGCAAACCUGAACCAGGAUGUGAUCCACAGUUAUGGUGCAGAGAACGUGAAAAAGAUGCGGGAAGUGUCUCACAAAUACGAUCCCGAACAGCUUUUCCAGAAACUGCAGAACAAUGGAUUCCUUCUUCGUGACGCGUAG